CACAGGGAUACGGGAGUGGGGGAGGGAGCGGAGAGGCCUCCCCGGAGGAGGAUGGUCCCCUCGGUGGGGCUGCAGCUGCUGAGCCCACCCUGUACUCCGUCGUUCAGUGACUUCGGGAGUCAUCUGUCUGAACCAUUUCCAAAUGUUAUCUGGACAUUCUAGACUUUAAAAAUGCUUUAGUUCCUUUUGUCUAAGAGCUGUAUGUCUCUGUGAAGGAUACUUUCACCAGGGAUUGUUUCUGCUCCUCAGUCCCUCUUGUAUGGCUUUGGGGAAAAAAUCAAAGAUGAAAAAAGCAUCCUGAAAGGUCCCAGGAAAAGUCAAGGCAGAACCCACCAUGACAGCUAUUUGAUGAAUGCAUGCAUAAAAAUAAAGAUUCUUUUGUCUCAAACUAUGCCAGAGAUGACAGAGAAAGCUCCUCUUAAGAAGCAGCACCGGAAGAAAAACCGAGAGACUCAUAAUGCAGUGGAGAGGCAUCGAAAGAAGAAAAUCAAUGCUGGUAUAAACCGAAUUGGUGAGCUAAUUCCAUGUUCCCCUGCACUGAAACAGAGUAAGAACAUGAUUCUGGAUCAAGCAUACAAAUAUAUAACAGAAAUGAAAAAGCAAAAUGAUGAACUCCUGUUGAAUGGAGGAAACAAUGAGCAAGCUGAAGAAAUAAAAAAACUCCGGAAGCAAUUGGAUGAACUCCAGAAAGAAAAUGGGCGCUACAUAGCAUUGUUGAAAGCUAAUGACAUUUGCCUUUAUGAUGAUCCUACCAUCCAUUGGAAAGGAAAUCUUAAAAAUUCAAACGUUUCUAUUGUAAUUCCAAAUGAUCAGAUACAAAAGAAGAAAGAAAAUCUGAAAAAUACAAAUAUUUCUGUUGUAAUCCCCAAUGAUCAACUGCAAAAGAAUAUUGUUGUAUAUUCCAAUGGCAGUCAGUUUGGUGGAAGUAACCAGGGGGCAUCUGUCCAAGGAAUAACUUUUAAUAUAGGACAUAAUUUACAGAAACAGACAGCUAAUGUUGUUCCUGUCCAGAGGACUUGCAACACUCCUGCAACCAUUUCUAGUAUUUAUUCAACAGCAAUCAAAUCAGGUAUUCAAACUUCAGUUUCAUCAUUAGUAUCAGGCCUACCAAAUACAGACAAAAAAACUCUUGAGCAAUCUACCUCUGAGAACAAGCAAGGCACGUCUAUCUGUACUAGUGCUGCCAGUUCUGUGAAUACCUCGCAGCUAGUAAGACUGCAGAGUGGAAAACAGAUUUCAUCACAAGAUGAGAAUGACAUCUCCAAAUCUAAAAAUAAACAAGGGAGUUUAAAGCUGAUUGAGAAAACAAGCGUACUAAGCCCCAGCCUUUCUUCCAGUGUUAGUAUAGAUGUGCUUCAUUGUCAACAAGCAAAUAUACCAACAGAAGUGGGUUCAAGAAGUGGGUCUCUAGGAAGCUGUGUAACUUCUGCAGCUGACCCAGCUUGUGUUGCAUCUAUUGGUGGAAAGGCAUCUACAGAAAAGGUCUUCAAAAGCCUAGAUGGUAGAACUCCAGAAGGAGAAGCCCCAAAGGCUGUAACAGAACUGAAUAUAGUGCCUGCUACUACUGUAGAGAAAUGGCCUUUUCCCAGUUCUUCAGGUGUUGGCAUUCCAGAGUCAAAAAGCAUUGGUAAUCUUAUGAGAAUCACUUCAGCUGGAAAUACCCAAACCACCUGGACUACACUGCAGCUAGCUGGAAGCACUGUUCAGCCUCUAAAUCAUACUCCAUCCAACACAAUGACAGCCCUUUUAAAUGAGCCAAUUAAUGGUGCUAGUAUUAUAGCUUCCACUCCAAACAAGAUUCUGGCCAAUGCUGCUGGUUUAAAUAACCCUCUAAUUCCAGAUGAACACCCAGUUGACCAAUUGGUUGUUACCUUGCCUUCCCAUCCAUCUUUACCUAUUCAGCCACUAAUUAGUAAGACACAAACUAGAGCACAAGUGGCAAGCAGCCUCCUUCCUGUGAAUCCAGCCAUGCAAGUGAUUCAAGUAUCUCAGCCAAUGACCUCCCCUAUCAAUACAUCACCUAUUAAUCAGAACAUUGUAAUUCUCCAGCCACCUAAUGCUAAUUCCUGUACUCCAGUGCUGAGAGCUGAACUCCCAAAUCAGACUGUUAGCCAACAGAUUGUAAUAAUACAAACUGCUAAUCCAAAUCCCCUCUCUUUUUUCCCAACACCAUCAGUUGUUAAAAUGCCUGUGAAUGGAACAAAUGCUGGCAAUCUUAUACAAAGUGCCUCUGGCCCUCAUAUGUUUGGUGGGAAACAUCUUGUUCAUAUUUUACCAAGGCCCUCCUCUUCAACAUCUUCUUGCCUGACACAAACAUUUUCUGUUUCAAUGUCUAACCAAAAGCUUCCACAGACUAUUUCUUUAAAUGGACAGUUGUUUGCAUUAAAGCCUAUGAAAUCCUGUUCUGGAGAUUCAGAUCAAGCCCCUAUGCAAAUUAUUCAGCCUACCACCAGUGAAGAUCCAAAUACCAACAUUGCCCUCAAUGCAUUUGGUGCUUUAGCUAACCUCAAUCAAAGCAUAUCGCAGAUGGCUGGCCAAAGCUGUCAACAAGUGUCUGGCAAUCCGUCUACCAACCCCAAAAUUGUUAGUAGCCAAACCACACCAAUAUCUCCUGGUUUGCUAUCAGUGACAACACCUUCCUCUUCAGCUGCUGAGAGUUCUAGAUUAACCUGCACUUCAUCUUCACUAGACAUUUCUUCCCCCAAAGCUGCUGGUUUGGGUUCAAAAUGGUCUAAUAAAAAUUCAGGUACAAAGAAAACUUCAGUAGCCAGCAACAACCUUGCAUGUCAAGUGGAUCCUGACAAAGACUGCAAAAAAAUUGAUAGAAAUAUGACAACUGCAUCUGAACAUUCAGGAAGUGACAUAUUGCUUGAAAAUAUGCCUGUUGUUUUGCAGUGCUUAGCUGUACCACAGGCAAACUGUACAAUAUCACCAGAUGAUAUACAUGCUUCUGAUCCUCAUCCCAAAGAUAGACUGAGAGCAGAACAGAACAUGGAAUCUACUCUGACACCUGAUCUGAAUGCAGCUGGAGUGCCUAGAUCAUUGUCCCUUGAAUCAUCCUUAUUGGGUCAAUUUGAGGUAGUUCCUGCGAUGUCCACAGACCAUGCUUCUCCACCUCUUCAGAUAUGUAAAUCUCAAACCAACUCAACAGCAAGUUCUAAGUUAUCAGAACUAUCCAAAUGUAUAUCCACCAGUCCUUUACUACCCUCUUCUUCAGACUCUCCAGUGACAAUUUCUCAAAUUUCUCAGACAAAUAGAGAAACGAAUACAGAGAAUGUUCCCAGAACAGAGGUCUCAGAGAUCUGCAGGAUGGAACAAAAUUGUUCAAUCGUAAUGCAGGCCUCAGAUUUAUUGGAAGAACAGGGCCUAACCAAAAUGUUCUCAGAGUUUAAUAAAGUAGGAGAUGUACAAAAAUCCUUUUCAGUCCAAGUAGAGCACCCCAGUUUUUGUACCCAAAGCACAAAAUCAAAUAUUAGCUCAAAUGAUAAUUUGGGAAGGAAACAAGAAGAACUCUUGCUGAUAAAUGGUGAAGAAGAAAACCUCACACGGUCUAAUUCUUGCACCUCUGACCAGGAAGCUAUCACUGCUAAUAGGCAAGUAGACUCCCCCAUGUCAACUAGUUCAGGUAGCAGUUGUGGCUUUUCUGUUGCAUCCAUGUUGCCAGAUACAUGUAGGGAAAAUGUUUCCAACAGCACUUUGGUGAACACACAUAGCACCUGCACAUUUUCAGAGCAAACAGAUAUUGUAGCACUGGCUGCAAGAGCAAUUUUUGACCAGGAGACUCUUGCAAAAACUACAGGAGCAGUGUCAGGAACCUCUAUUUCCAAGGGUAGUAAAAUACCAUCUCUAGGAAGAGACCAACCAUUCAAAGCCCAUCCAGUUAAAAACACUAAUCAAAUGGAAACAGGGCCAAACAAUUUCAGUACCCAGAAUUCAAUGCAAAUAAACAUUGAGUUGUCUGCAGAGAAAAGUUGUUCUGUUAGUCUGGAAAUGGCUGAUACAGCUUUGCAGAUUCCAACUCCGCAACCCUCAAGCACCUCCAGCUUGAGUGUGAAUAAUCUCAUACAUCCAACAUGCAUCAUACAUCCUCCGGUAAGCUGCUCAGGUGUACCAUCCUCUUCAGAUCAAACAACUGUUUCUGUUUCUGGGACUCCAUCUGUCCCUGCUAAUUCAUAUAUGACUCAGUCUCCAGGACAUUCUCCAAGGUUGAUGGCAGAGUAUCCUUCAGAACAAUUAUCUGCUCUUCAGACUACCACGAUGCAAGGUCCACAGAUAUGUGAACCACAUUUAAAGCAGCAAAGACAAAGCCGCAAAGAAUCAGCCAAGCGUUCUGUUCAAGAUGAUCACAUGCUUUCUGCAUCAAAGAGGCAGAAACAUUGCCAGACAGCACCUCUACAGCUUGAAGACAUGGCUCUGUUGAAUCAAACAGCUGAUGAUAUUGAGGGUCAAAAUCAAAUCCGUGUGAAUCAGGUCCCUCCCAACUCAUCUAAUCUUGCAGUAUCAGUGAGUAGUCAAGGACAUACCAAUGGCCACACCAGGUUAUUUCAAGCCAGCAAUUUUGUGUCACCUACUUCGAGGCAAGCUGAAGUUCAAUGUAAUUCUCAUCCACCUAUCCUUGAUCAAGCAGGACAACAUCUGCAGCCUAUCCAACAUGCUCUCUCUCAGAGUAUGGCUCAUCUUCAGGCUAAUCACCCAUAUAUAAAACCACAGCAACAGCAGGCUGGACAGCUAAGAGAAAGGCAUCAGUUGUAUCAACUUCAGCAUUAUAUUUCUCCUGCAGAAAGUUCUAUACACUCUCAAACCCAUAUUGCCCAUCAGCAAAGAAUAUUGCAUCAAGAGGCACAGCUGCAGAAAAAGAGAAGUCUUAUUCAAGCCACUCAGCCCACCACACUUUCUUUACAGCAGAAGCAUCAUGGAAAUGACCAAUCACGGUCAAAGAGUAGCCAGCCACACCCCCAUCACUCCCAGAUUCAACAAUUGCAGCAGCAUUACCCUUCUUCCCAGCCUGAGAAGAAUUGUGAGAAUUCUGCUUUGAGUAGAACUCAUAGCCAUCCACGGAGCCAUCCAAGCCAGGACAUUCUGCAUCAGCAGUCAUCAGAUGUGGGCAGCAGACAACCAAGUUCUGGAGUUCCUUCUGAACAUGUCUCGGGACAUAGUCAGAUGCAUAGAAUGUUGACCUCUAGGGCUUUGGAGCAGCAGAUAGUGUCUCAACCUAGUAUUGUCUCUAGACCAGAUGUCCCCUGUCUCCCUCAUAGGCAAGAAAGAAAUAGAGUUAGUAGUUACUCUGCAGAGGCACUUAUUGGGAAGUCUUCAUCUAAUUCGGAACACAGGCUAGGAGUACCCAUGCAGAGCUUCAAAGUUUCAGAUCAUCUUGAAAUGAGAAACUAUGCCGAUGUAUCUAGGAAUAAAGAACUAGUAAUUCAUAAUACACAAAGUCGUGUAUCUGUAGAUCAUCCACUUGGAUCAGACAUUCAGAGGCUCUCUGAGUGUCAGACGUUCAAGGUGAAUGCCAUUAAUCAACAGCCUACAGGUAACUUUGAUGUGCAAUCUUCAAGAAGUAAUGAAAUAAGUAACACUCUCAGGGGUAUGCAAACACAGAGUUUUCGACUUGCCCAAAAUGCUGGACCACCAAUAGACAGACAAAAGAGGUUGUCUUAUCAACCAGUUCAAAGCAUUUCAACAGGAAAUCCUCUCCCUCCCCGAAGAGACAAUGAGAAUACAUGCCACCAGGGAUUCAUGCAAAGUUUACUUAUUCCUCAUCUUGGAGAUCAAGCUAAUGGAAACCAAAGACCAAUUUCAGAGCAUCAGAGAAAUCCACAGUGUGCCAGUUCCUCAAAUGUUGAUUAUAAUUGUGCCCCAGCAAGAGAAAGUAUUCAUAUUCGGAGGGAAGGUGAUGAUCAGAACAGAGAAAGUUGUGAUAUGUCUCUUGGUACUAUUAAUAGUAGGAACAAUGCUUUAACUAUUCCUUUCUCAAGUUCUUCUGGAGAUAUUCAGGGCCGUAACUCAAGUCCCAAUAUUUCUAUCCAGAAAUCUAAUUCCAUGAGAAUAACAGAGAGCCAUGGAACAAAAGGUCACAUAAAUGCCUCAGCUUCUAGCAAUGUGCACGGAGCUACACGUCCUCUUCACUAUGCACCAGUCUCUCGUGGGAAUGCUGACCAGGUUCCUCCAUCUAUUCGUCAAACUAAUUCUUCAGCCACUGAUCGAUCAAGACAUCCUUUACAGGAUAACAGUGGCUCUAAAAUUCGCCAGUCUGAAAGGAAUCGUUCUGCAAAUCAGAGACAUGGGAAUGUGUUUGAACCUUCUCUUCCCCAACUCCCUUUAUCCACUGGUGGAGGAAUGAUCCUUGGACGACAGCAGCCUACCCUUGAAAAAAGGGGCAGCAUUGUACGAUUCAUGCCUGAAGGGCCACAUGUCUCUCAUGACAGUACAGCUGCUGAUCAGCACACUCUGUCUCAAAAUUUUGGAUUUCCUUUUAUUCCAGAAAGUGGAAUGAAUCCCCCAGUAAAUGCCAACACUUCAUUUAUUCCACCAGUAACUCAACCCAAUGCUACCCGAACAGCAGCCCUGAUUCCAGUUGAUCCUCAAAAUACAUUGCCGUCUUUCUAUCCACCAUAUUCUCCUGCACAUCCCUCCCUGUCUAAUGACAUUUCAAUUCCUUAUUUUUCUAACCAAAUGUUUUCUAAUCCAAGUACAGAGAAGCCAAAUGGUGGAGGUUUAAACAAUCGAUUUGGUUCUAUUUUGUCCCCUCCCAGACCAGUUGGUUUUGCUCAGCCAAGCUUUCCCCUUUUGACAGAUAUGCCUCCAGUGCAUGUGGCCAAUUCAUCCCACUUGUCCAAUUUUAAUUUGACUUCUUUAUUCCCGGAAAUAGCUACAGCUCUUCCUUCAGAUGGAUCAGCAAUCUCACCACUGCUCUCAAUAGCAAAUACAUCUGGUUCUGACUCUUUGAAACAAUCAUCAAAUCGGCCUGCCCAUAAUAUAAGCCAUAUUCUAGGUCAUGACUGCAGUUCAGCUGUGUGAAAAGAAUGGAAAGGAGUGAAUUUUUUUGAAUGCCCAUUUUUAUAUGUGUAAUGCAUAUAUACUUGUAUAAAUUUGGAUUUAUUUGUAAAGAUUUAUAACAAUCACUCUGGAAUGGUUUCAUUUGCAGGUUAUUUUUGGGCUUACACAUAAACAGAUUGCUAAAGUGCAAACUAGCUGUUAAAAGUUUAACCUGUUUCAGCAGCCUAUGAUAAUGUGACACUCUUCACCCUUCUAUUGUUACCAUCUCUAUGAAAAGAAACUGAAGAAUUGCAUUUAUAAUCCUUGGAAAGUAACAUUUUGCACAAGAUGUAUGGAGGAAAUUUAGAUUGCAUUUAAAAACAUCUCUUUGUUAUAAAUUCUUAAAUUUCAAUUUAAUGCCAUACUUAGUUUCUGAUGUCCUCUAUGAAACCAUAUGGAAAUAAUUGCUUCAUUUUCCAGAUUUCUAGUUAACAGGAAUAGAAAUAUUAAUGUAGUUUCCUCCCACUCAAUAUAAAAUUCAUUCUUUUUGCCACUGAUUUCUCAGGUACUAGGUUGGGGUUUUUAUUUUUGUUGUUGUUGUUUAAAACCUCUUACGAGAUUUCCUCCCUGCCUUUUUUUACAUUUAUUAUUUUAAAUUUCCUCUAUUAAUAAGAAAUUAGUAAUGUUGAUAUAUGAACAGGAGUUAUAGAAAUCUGUAGGCAAACUGAUUACAUACAUAAUUUUGUCAAGUCAGAGGAAUUAUGAUGAGAGGAAAAAAGAAUCACAUGGUAUUUAGUGGAAUGGUGGUCUUGAUAGUAUAAGAUGAAAAUGUCUCUCUCUCUCUCUCUCUCUCUCUCCCUCUCUCUCUCUCUCUCUCUCUUACACACACACACACACACACACACACACAAUUUAGCAUUCCAAAACACUGGGUCAAGCAACAAGGGAAUAUUUUUGUCAGGCUCAAAAACAAUUUUAGAGUAGCCCUUUGAUUUUUUAAAAAUACUAUUGUUUCUAUUUGUCUCUCCACACAGCUGAUGGCAAAAAUAUGAUGGCAUCAGUACAUCAUUGUCUAAGGUAUUAUUCUGAUAAAUUGCUAAUUCUUUGUUUGUUUCUUUUUAUAAGGUCCUGCAAAGCAGCCCAAUUUGCAGCCCAAUUUGAGGCAGAGACUUUGUUUUUGAUAGUAGGAAGAAAGAAAGUCUUCCUACAAUGAGUGGCCAGAGAUGUUUGCUCUUAAAAGUAUUCCCCUGUAUUUCCAGGAUUAGAGUUUAUGCAGAACAUGCUAACAGAUCAAAGAGUUCAUAUAAAUAGGGCCAGAUAGUUUAGUUUUAGUUUCUUUUUCUUCCCUCUUAUGAGUUGGCUAUGCUGCUGUUUACAGAAAACAAAUUCCUGUAAUCAUAGUCCAAGGAUGAAAAAAACAGGUACUCUUCUUAAGCAAUUUACAAGCAUAACAAGUAGCGAGAAUGAAACAGUUGGAAGUGAAUUGGACAAAAAUAUAUUGACCAGCAGAGGAAAUCAGUUUCUUGAAGAAAUUUUCUAUGCAAUAAUGUGUGCUUUUAUGAUUACUGAGUAUUAAAAAAAUUUUCUGAAAAUGUAUUGGAAGAGUCUGAUGCGCAGAUGAAAAAAAAUGCAAGUAAAUGGCAGAGUAUUUAAUUAAUAGGAGAAUCUGUAUUCCCUUUAAUUGAGACCAUUGUUGUGCAAAGAGGAAGCCUUGAUUGAAGAAUAUGAUAUUCUUCAUUUUGGGUUUUUUGUACAGUAGAUUAAAAAAAAAUAUUCAGACUUUCACUAUGUAUUCAUAUAAACCGAUAGCGACUUUCUAAGCAUUUAUCAGUAUUUGUUAGAAUUUUUGGUAGAUGUCAGUAUAGACUAUUACUAGUAUUUUUCAAGUGUAUUUUCAUGCAGAAAUAUAUUUUCAAUAGAUCUCUUGGUAUUACCUGCAGUGAUAAAAUUGCUAUUGAAGAUAAAUUACCUUAGUUUUGAUUAUUAACAUGGAUUGUGUUUAGCAAAAGAGCAUCAGCUCCCUAAUGAGAUUCCAGGCACUCUGCAAAUCCUAUUGUUUUUCUUAUUUCAGGUAAUAGCGCCCUUCAGUUAAAAAAAUGGCAUGAAGAAAUCUUUAGUUUAAAGAAUGCCUUUAACAUUUUGAAAUUAUUAAAAUGUUAAUAUUUUGUUAAUUUAUCUUAAACGAUUUCAGGAUUCUAACUUCAAUACAAAUUUUCCAUUGUAUGCUCAUAAAUUCUGUGUUCUUAUCACAUUGUCUUAUUGACACCGAUGUGAUUUGAAGCUUCUCAUAUGCUAAAAAAGCUCAUAAAGCAUUAGGGACUUCUGAAGUUCAAAAAAUCCAUUAGAUGUCAAUUUUUGGAUGCAUGAGGGAUUGAUCUUUCAUUACUAAGGUGCUUUAGGGCACAAUAAUGGCUGAAUCAGUUGAAAAAAUGGAAGCUAUAGAUCACAUGGGAUGUACGUUUAUAAUACCUUAGGGUUUCUGUUGGGUGUAGGUAGUCACACCUUGUUCUUUUAAUGGGAACAGAUAAAGAAAACUUGCUGUCACACAGCACAAUAGCCUACAGGUUCAUAUCCUACCAUCAUACCUUUCUUUUGCUGCUGUCCUUCAUGGCAGUUUCCUUGUUUCCUUCCUUGUAGAAGACUUAUGUAAACUCCCUCUUGUUUUCAAAUUAAGAAACGUAUGAUGAUUGUGCUACACUUUUCAGCAAAUUAAGAAUGUAUGUUGUUGUGCAUUCUAUAAUAUUCUAUCCACUACUUAAGGUCCCCCAGAAAUUUUCAAGAUCUUGAAGAUAAACUUGUAAGGAAGGUUUAUUAUUGUAAAUAGUUUUUUUUAUUUUAACAUCUUUUUACAAGUUGAAUGCAUUUGUAUGUAAAUACCUGCAACAUUGAUUUUUUAAAAAAAAUUCUCAGAUUUUUAUUAAAUGUAAAAUUAUAUUGAUUGUAAACAUUGUAUAGAUAUAAACAAAAUAGUAUUUU
Molecule: messenger RNA, 9951 nt
Organism: Ahaetulla prasina
Lineage: Eukaryota; Metazoa; Chordata; Lepidosauria; Squamata; Colubridae
Gene: USF3
Product: upstream transcription factor family member 3
Exons: 8
Coding region: 349-7017 (2222 amino acids)
Molecular function (GO): protein dimerization activity
Source: RefSeq, a predicted model, not a curated record